CACAACCACGCGAGCGCACGCGGAGGCCAACAGCGCGGAGAGGGUGGGGCCGGACGGGCGGCCGGCGACGACGGGCAGACUGGGCCGGAGGAGGAGCCGGGCCGCGACGGGCAGACGGGGCCGGAGGAGCAGCCGGCGGCAGCCUGAAGUUCAGCGGCGGCGGAGAAACUCCUCGGUGACGGCCUGGGCGGGCUGGAACCUCGACCUCGAGGCGGUGGCCGGCGAUGAGGGUCCCGGGACUCCGGGUCGGGAGGAGGCAGUGGCCGGCGGAGAGGUUCCCGUGGCCGCGGGUUGGGAGGAGGCGGCGGCCAGCGGUGAGAAUCUUCCCGGCGGCGGCGGAAACCUCGGCGACCUCGAGGCGGUGGCCGGCGGAGAGGAACCCAAGGCCGCGGGUCUGAAGGAGGCGACGGCCGGCAACGAAAAUCCCUGGGCCGCGAGCCACGGCGGCCUGGAAUCGGAUGAGGUCGAUGGAGUUGAAGGAGACGAUCUGGAGGGCAAUCGAUCUAGCGACAGAUCGGAAAAAAAUUCCGGGUUCUUGUUUCUUCUGCAGCUUAUAAUGAUGCUAUGGUGCUACUUUAUGGUUGUUUUUACGAAUCCUGGAGCUGUACCUGAAAACUGGAGACAUGCUGCUGAAGGGGAUGGUAUGUAUGCGAACAACAGUAGCACCAUAUCAAAUAAUGUCGCUACAGAUUGUGUGAAUCCUCCAUCCACUUCAGAGGAGCAAGGACAUGCGCCUAGAUAUUGCUCUCGUUGUCAAAAUGGCAAACCUCCACGUUGCCAUCACUGUUCUAUCUGUGACAGAUGCGUACUAAAAAUGGAUCAUCACUGUGUUUGGGUAGUAAAUUGUGUCGGAGCAAGGAAUUACAAGUAUUUUCUCCUUUUCCUGGUGUAUACUUUCCUCGAGACUGUGCUGGAUACAUUGGUGCUACUUCCAAGCUUUAUUAUCUUCUUUCAUGAUGGAAGUAGGCGCCCCAGCUCAGCUGGUGAUAUUGCCAUUCUAUUUCUUGCUUUCGUUCUAAAUUUGGCGUUUGCGCUGAGCCUCCUUUGCUUCAUAUGCAUGCACACGUCUCUUGCUGCCAGUAAUACGACUUCUAUCGAGGUAUACGAGCGAAAGAAAACAUGCUCAUGGGAGUAUGACCUAGGAUGGAGAAAAAACUUGGAGCAGGUAUUUGGCACCAACAAGUUGCUCUGGUUUCUUCCUAUGUACUGUACCGAGGAUCUGCAAAACAUUCCUACAAUUCAAGGCCUUGAAUUCCCUACUCGUUCUGAUGCAGUGCUGUAAUUGCGAUUUGGUUGGCAGUAUAUUCUUGUUAUACCAUGCGGCCAUCUCACUGGUAGAUUAAACCGUCUUAUUUCUGUACAGAAUCAUUAUUUUUCUGUACAAAGCUACUUCAUCCGUCUCAGUUUAGGGCAACUCGAAUCCGCGUCACCAAUCACCCGCAAAUGUAUGGACUGGACAGUCUAGACAUUUAAGGGUCAUCAAAUUUAUCUGGACUGGUCCGGACGUUUGAAAUCUCACAAACAAGGAUCAAACUGGGGGAGUCCGGACGUUUGCCACGUCGGACUCAGACAAUGCGCGCCACCCAAAACCCGUCUCUCUUCCUUUGUCCUGUACUUAAUAGAGGUGUGUGAGGUAUCAUGUGUGCUCAGUGGAUUAUCAUGGUUCUUACCUGGUUUUUCGUUAAUUAACUGAAAAACUCUCUUCUGAUUAAUUAAUUCAUGGGACAUAUGAAAGGUUUGGAAAUUA
Molecule: messenger RNA, 1747 nt
Organism: Aegilops tauschii subsp. strangulata
Lineage: Eukaryota; Viridiplantae; Streptophyta; Magnoliopsida; Poales; Poaceae
Product: probable protein S-acyltransferase 12
Molecular function (GO): palmitoyltransferase activity
Source: RefSeq, a predicted model, not a curated record